This is a messenger RNA of Trypanosoma grayi, 390 nucleotides long. RefSeq lists its product as hypothetical. The record is from RefSeq and is a predicted model, not a curated record. NCBI's taxonomy places the organism in Eukaryota, Euglenozoa, Kinetoplastea, Trypanosomatida, Trypanosomatidae. Bases 1 to 390 code for a protein of 129 amino acids. The transcript has a single exon.
AUGCAAUACAGCGUGCCGUCCCCCGGUGUUGCUGUGGCGGUAGUGACGUUGUGCCGAGUGCAGAACUCCACAAGUGCCGCCUGCCGCUCGAAGUCACCGCACCACGUUACAGCGGCAGCAACACCGCUCUCCUGGGCCGCUCGCCGCAUCAGUACGUCGCGGUCCGCGUCCAACUUGCGCGCGAGAAUAGCAACGGCCGCAUCAACGUGCAGCAGAUCGUCCGUGAAGCGUGGGAACGUCGGCGCGACGCGGGCGGUGGACUGCUGUUGCUUCGGAGCUGACGCUUUCUUCGCAGCAGGAGCGCCGGGAUUCUUCUUGGAGCGGCGAAGACUCGCACCCUUCGCCUCACGACCGCCGCCACGGUCAACAAAGCCCAUAUCUACACUCUGA